AUGAUCCCGCGGAAACGCUACGGGACUAAGAACACGGAUCAGGGUGUCUACCUGGGUCUCUCGAAGACACAGGUCCUGUCCCCUGCAACUGCUGGCAGUAGCAGCAGCAGCGACAUCGCCCCUCCGCCCCCCCCAGUGGCCCUGGUCCCUCCCCCUCCCGACACCAUGUCCUGCCGGGAUCGGACCCAGGAGUUCCUGUCUGCCUGUAAAUUCCUGCAGAGCCGCCAGAAUGGGAUUCAGACAAACAAACCAGCUCUCCGUGCUGUCCGGCAGCGCAGUGAAUUCUCCCUCAUGGCCAAGCGCAUUGGGAAAGACCUCAGCAACACAUUUGCCAAGCUGGAGAAGCUGACAAUCUUGGCAAAGCGCAAGUCCCUCUUCGAUGAUAAAGCAGUGGAGAUAGAGGAGCUGACUUACAUCAUCAAGCAGGAUAUCAACAGCCUCAACAAGCAGAUCGCCCAGCUCCAGGACUUUGUGAGGGCCAAGGGCAGCCAGAGUGGCCGGCACCUGCAAACCCAUUCCAACACCAUAGUGGUCUCCCUGCAGUCGAAGCUGGCUUCCAUGUCUAACGACUUCAAAUCCGUUUUAGAAGUAAGGACAGAGAACCUGAAGCAGCAGCGGAACCGGCGGGAGCAGUUCUCCCGAGCGCCCGUGUCAGCCCUGCCCCUGGCCCCCAACCACCUGGGAGGAGGUGCCGUGGUUUUGGGGUCAGAGUCCCGUGCCUCCGGGGACGUGGCCAUCAACAUGAUGGACUCUCGGACCAGCCAGCAGCUGCAGCUCAUUGACGAGCAGGAUUCCUACAUCCAGAGCCGCGCGGACACCAUGCAGAACAUCGAGUCCACCAUUGUUGAGCUGGGCUCCAUCUUUCAGCAGUUGGCACACAUGGUUAAGGAACAGGAAGAAACCAUUCAGAGGAUCGAUGAGAACGUGAUGGGAGCCCAGCUGGACGUCGAGGGCGCCCAUUCCGAGAUCCUCAAGUACUUUCAGUCAGUUACCUCCAACCGGUGGCUCAUGGUCAAAAUCUUCCUCAUCCUCAUUGUCUUCUUCAUCAUCUUUGUGGUCUUCUUUGCCUGA
This is a messenger RNA of Pipistrellus nathusii (Nathusius's pipistrelle), 1071 nucleotides long. NCBI's taxonomy places the organism in Eukaryota, Metazoa, Chordata, Mammalia, Chiroptera, Vespertilionidae. The record is from the annotation of a GenBank genome assembly.